Molecule: messenger RNA, 2868 nt
Organism: Gopherus flavomarginatus (Mexican gopher tortoise)
Lineage: Eukaryota; Metazoa; Chordata; Testudines; Testudinidae
Gene: SLC25A47
Product: solute carrier family 25 member 47
Exons: 7
Coding region: 1-1104 (367 amino acids)
Biological process (GO): transport
Cellular component (GO): mitochondrion
Molecular function (GO): transmembrane transporter activity
Source: RefSeq, a predicted model, not a curated record
AUGGUGCAAAUCCAGAGACUUACACCUUUGCCUUCUCCACCAUUUACUCUUCCACCAGAGACCAAGCCUCCCCUGGUAACAGAUGAAGAGGAAGAACAGGAGGAGGAAGCUCCAUUACAUUUCUCCUCUUCUUCCCCUGAUGAGGCUCUCAUGACUCCUAUUGCUGCUGAUGACUUAUGGUUAUACAGUUACACAUGUGAUGUCUUCAGGUGGGGCUAUGUGCUAAAACUGCUUUCAAAAUGGUGGCAGGGAGGUGGCUUAAGUGCUGCUGUGGGUUAUCCACUGGAUACAGUAAAGGUGAGAAUUCAGACAGAGAGGAGCUAUAAUGGAAUUUGGCACUGCAUUCGAGAAACAUACAAAGCAGAGAAAGCCUGGGGAUUUUACAAAGGCAUGUCACUGUCAGUUUCCACAGUGUCGCUUGUUUCUUCUUUUUCAUUUGGGGCAUACAGAAACUUCCUUUAUAACAUCUGCAGAUUAAGAUAUGGCACUUCAGACGUGAAGCCAUCAAAGGUGGAUAUUUCCGUUGCUGGAUGUGCUACUGGUGCUGUUCGGGUGGUGCUAAUAUCGCCUACCGAAAUAGCCAAAGUUCGAAUGCAAACUCAGAAGCAAUCACAUUACUCAGUUACAGCUUCUCACCUCUCCAAGCCAAAGUAUCAAGGACCUGUGCAUUGUCUGAGGAUGAUAGCAAAGGAGGAAGGUUUUAGGGGUUUAUACAAAGGUUGUUCUGCAUUACUGUGCAGGGACUGCCACUCAUUUGCAACGUAUUUCCUAACCUAUAGUAUCCUGUGUGAUUGGUUUACUCCAGCUGGAAAAAAUAAACCAGACAUACUGACUGUGCUUCUUUCUGGUGGCUUUGCUGGUGUGUUUGGCUGGGCCGUAGCUACUCCUAUGGAUGUAAUUAAAUCACGGAUGCAAGUAGAUAACUUGGGACAGCGCAAGUACAGAGGACUCAUACACUGCAUCCGAGUAAGUGUGAAAGAAGAUGGAAUAAGAGUUCUUUUCAAAGGACUUGGAUUAAACUGCAUUCGUGCUUUUCCAGUGAACAUGGUGGUGUUUGUAACAUACGAAGCUGUAAUGAGACUUGCAGAAGCUCUUAUGAAGUAAAAGCAUGUUACAUCACUCAGUUCUAAGGUGGCUGCUUCCUUUGAGAAGACUUUUCAUGUAACCAAACACUCAAACAACAGUCCACCAACGGAGGUCUUGUCAAGUUGUCUUGUCAAGUUGUCUCCUACUUUUGUAAAAACUUGAUCAAACUUGUGUAGCACCUCUCUCCUCCUGGUUAACUAUUUUAGUGGAAAUCUCACAGGUUUUAAUGGACAGGCCUGAGUUUUUCUGGAUCCUGCCUCAGCUCAGUAGGGUGUAACUUCUGUAUUCCCAUAUGAAUUUAUUUGACAGUGCCUCCACCCUCCCCUUGCUCCUUUCACCAGGGCAGCUUGCAAGUACAAUUCUAACCAUGGAUAACCCCCACUUACUUGCCAACUCCCAAGAAAUAACACAAACACAGUAAUCCUGUUAAACAGGAAGUAAAUGUAACAGGGUAAAACACUACUCUCAGGAUCAUCAGUUCCCACACUGAUAAUAUCUGUCAAGUUCCCCAGUCAUGUGACCUGAUAUAGCAACUGUAAAAUUAGUGUCCCCUUUAUACGUGCACUUUGUAGGGGCCCUUGACCACGCUAUGGUCUGUAGCAGCAAUUAGCAUCUUGGCUGACUUGGCUUAGUGCAGCCCAACAGCCUCAUACUUGGGAUAAGCUGCUAAGCCCCUCCACAGGUUAAUAAGCAGGGUUUUUCCCAACAAAGCCCUCUCAACUGGGAGUUGCCUGGAAGAAAGGGCCAAGCUGAUGGAUUCUGCAUCCAGGUCCCCAGAGACCGGUUCUCAGCUGAACCCUGCAUGCAAGCCUGGGUCUCACCAGCUGCUCACACUGCCAGUCCUGCCCUUUUUGUGUCUGGCUCCAGACUGCUCCAACAUAGCUCCUCCCCCUUCCAGGGCUCCCAGGGGCAGGCAUCUCCCUUCCUAUUGGUCCAACUAGUUAUUCUUCCUGAGGUUGCACUUGCCAAUCAUUUGACUCUGCCGCUCUCCUUGCUCUCAGACAUGGCCUCCCCUGCCAGCAGGCACCAUGCUGUCUUCCCUGGGACAACAGGGGUACCUGGACACUCAGUGUCUCUCCUCUCUCCCUCUCUGUUGCCUAGAAAAAUAAAAACUGGUCUUCACUCCACAUGCAUGAUUAAUAAAACAAACCAGCCCACUUUUGCUGUAAGUCUAACACUGUACACUGUGUAUGUACCACAGAUACAGGUAAAUCACAAAUAUACCAAGCAAAGUGUUUUUGAGGUGUGAAUGCUGGGAUCCAGGAACUGACAGUUCUGUUUUGCUUAACAUUGCCUUGACCAUGAGCUAUUAAUUGCAACUUUAAUUAUCAGAGAACUAUUUCUUCUGAUAAAUUAUCCAGGCUGAAGGCCAGUCAGCACAAGGAAGACAACACAUUUGCCAUGCUGAUUACCAAACAUAUUUUGCCAGAAACUGCGGCUUUCUGUGUAAACAAACCUCUUUUGUAACAUGAAGUUAAUGGCCUUACACUUAAAGCAGUGUUGCGGUAGAGGGGCCAGUCUGCUGCAUAUAUUUUUGUCUUUCCAUUUACUUCCUGUCUCUGAGGCAAUGUUCUCAACUAUUGCCGUGUGGUUUCCAGGGUGUAUCACACUAAGAAGUGAGGCAAUUUAGCAAGGCUAGUCACAAGGAGUAUUUGUCAUUCUCAGCCACUCUUCAUUCUGGAGAGCCAUAGUUUCAUUUUUGAGUUCCUCUUGUCAUGCCAAACCUCCUGAGACACUGCAGCAAUAGCUUUGAUAGCUUUCAUACCCUUAACUUCUCCCACA